Molecule: messenger RNA, 1624 nt
Organism: Aspergillus ibericus CBS 121593
Lineage: Eukaryota; Fungi; Ascomycota; Eurotiomycetes; Eurotiales; Aspergillaceae
Product: MFS general substrate transporter
Exons: 6
Coding region: 19-1497 (492 amino acids)
Biological process (GO): transmembrane transport; carboxylic acid transport
Cellular component (GO): plasma membrane
Molecular function (GO): carboxylic acid transmembrane transporter activity
Source: RefSeq, a predicted model, not a curated record
CUCUUGUGUGUCAUCGCAAUGUCGACGGAAAAUUCGUGGGAAGUUUCCCAGCCUAAGGAUGUCGGCGCCCUGCAGACUCGUGUCCAGGCCGUCGAUGCCGAGGCUCCUGAGGCCCGCAAGCGGCAGAGUCUCUCGGAUUAUCUGACUAUCGUCGCUAGUGGAUUUGCUAUGAUCAGUGAUGGCUAUCAGAAUAACCUCAUGACAAUGGCCAACGUUCUCCUCAAGGCGGAAUACCCCAAGCAAUACGUCUCGGCUGUCUCCACGCGCGUAUCUAAUGCCUUGCUUGUUGGGGAGAUUAUCGGUCAGAUUGUCAUUGGUCUUACCUGUGACUACAUCGGUCGUAAAGCAGCCAUGGUCUUCACCACCAUGAUGAUUGUCAUCGGCGGUAUCCUAGCCACUGCAUCUCACGGUGUCACAAUCGAAGGCAUGUUCUGGAUGUUGACAGUGUCCCGUGGUAUUAUCGGUUUCGGUACCGGCGGUGAAUACCCUGCCUCCUCCGUCUCCGCAUCCGAAACGGCCAACGACUUGGCUCUGGAGAAGCGCGGCCCCGCCUUUAUCAUGGUAACCAACUUCCCACUAUCCUUCGGUGGUCCGUUUGCGGUUUUCGUUUUCCUUAUCGUCUUCUCCGCCUGCCACCAAUCACACUACAGCACCGUGUGGCGCGUCUGCUUCGGCAUCGGCUGCAUCUGGCCGCUAUCCGUGUUCUACUUCCGGUGGCGCAUGCUUAACUCGGCUCUGUACCGCCGUGGCGCCAUCAAAAAGCAAGUUCCUUACGGUUUGGUCAUCCGGUACUACUGGAAAUCUCUCAUCGGCACAUGCGGUGCCUGGUUCCUCUACGACUUCGUCACCUUCCCCAACGGCGUCUUCUCCGCCACCAUCAUCUCCUCCGUGGUCGGAGACUCCUCAAUCCUCCGCACGGGCGAAUGGCAACUCCUCCUCGGCGCCAUCUCCCUCCCGGGUGUCUUCCUCGGCGCUCUGCUCUGCAACAAACUCGGACGCAAGAACGUCAUGAUGCUCGGCUUCGGCGGAUAUCUCAUCUUUGGCCUAAUCAUCGGCUGCGCCUAUGAGAAAAUCACCAAAAUCAUCCCCCUCUUCGUCGUCUUCUACGGCCUGAUGCAGAGCUCGGGUAACUUCGGGCCUGGCAAUAUGCUGGGCUUGCUAUCCUCGGAGCUAUAUGCCACUGGCGUCCGGGGUACCUGUUACGGGUUAUCCGCGGCGGUGGGUAAAGCGGGUGGAGCGAUCGGGACGCAGGCGUUCACGCCUAUCGAGAAUAACCUUGGCAAGCGGUGGACGUUCAUCAUUGCGGCGAUUUGUGGGAUUGUGGGCAUUGCGGUGACGUAUUUCUUCGUGGAUGAUAUCUCGGGCGAGGAUUUGAGGAUUCGCGAUGAGAAGUUCCGGGCGUAUUUGGUGUCGAAGGGGUGGGAUGGGAAUAUGGGCGAGGAUGAUAUGCAGGCGUUGGCGGAUGAGGGGAUUCCCGAGUCGUUGAGGGAGAAGUAAUUGCCUCUGUUGGUUUGAUCGUUAUGAGUGGUAUGUUAGUGGUAUGGAUAUUAAUGUUAAUGAAUGAUAGGUAUUGAUUGAAUACGAGUAUGGGAUAGGUGCUACGCGGCGGAAAUGAUCCCCGCAG